AUGGUAAGGAUGAAGAAAGCCUCCAGACAUGUUGGGAAGAACACACUGGUGCUAAAGUCCAAGCCGUACAAGAGGACUCUUCCUCCAGCCAGAACCAUCAUGACCCGCAGCCAGUGUAUCACCCCCACCAGCUUCUUUCACAGGCUCCCAUUAGAGGUGUUUCACAUGAUCCUGGAUCAACUGUCGGUGCUGGAGAUCAGUGUGUUUAGCAUGGUGUCCAAAGAAAUCUCUAGAAGUGUCAUGGGCUACAUCUCCACCCUGGCCUGGCAGAAUAAAACGAUAAUCCAAAGCUUUCACCACUCCACCUGCCUUGAGCGGAGACCCAAUAUUGGAUACUACAGAAACCUGGGUUUAUUAUUCAAGAGAUGUACCCUGUUGCUGCCAACAAAGGAGAGGUUAAAGUUUAUCUUUAGCAAGUUUUCACGGAUGCCCUGCUUCAUGUUGGAGCAAUGUCUAGUUCCAGACUCCACUGGCUUUUGCAGCUAUGGUGUCUUCCUCCAGACAAUAAUUGCCGGGUGGGAUGAGAUGGAGUGCCACAGAGUGUUCAACUUCCUGUGUGACCUCACAAACCUGCUGCAAAAAAUUGAGGCAGUUAUCACUGCAAAACCAGGGGUGAGGUUGCAUCAGGAGCUGCAGCUCCGUCUUUUCUGCCGUCAGGUUCUGUUGGACCCAUGGCUGAACCAGCCGGAGUAUCUGUUCUGGCUAACCCAACUCCUGAAGCCUUGGCCCAUGGUCAACCAGGCACACUUACUGUUAAUCCUCUAUGGACCCCUGCUGCCUGAGGGCACUCUUAGUUGGCAGGAUCUGGUGGACAGGGCGCUGCCUCACGGCGCUCUGUGGGACCUGGCGAGGGCCAUCCUCAUGCUGUUUGGCAAAGGCCUGACAUCUGAUUCGAGGCUGGCAAUCCUGGAGGAGCUCAUUGCCAUUCCCCAGCCGUGGCACAUGGAGAACGUGGCUCGUCUCUUGGUGCUGUGUGGCAGCAGCCUCUGCUACACUGUCCUGGCCAGGAAGGCUCUCAAUGGACAACUCCUUGAGAUCUCCAGACUCAUCGUCUACAUCUUACUGGUGUGUGAGAAGGAUGGCUGUCACAUGAGGUGGGCGGUGAAAUUGGUACAGCAGAUCUGCAGGGUCUUCAGCACGGCUCCUGAAAGGUUCUGCUUCAUCCGACAACUGGAGAACAUGUUUUCAGAACUCACCAGGGAGUGCUUUGAGUUUUCUGUAGCAGGGAACCGCCUUGAAGACAGGGAGACUUUCCAGAACCUGUGUAUCCUCCUGGACUCCAGUGCUCACUUCCACACUAAAUUCCUCCACAUGUUCCUGAAAUAG
Toxotes jaculatrix (banded archerfish) is the source of this 1326-nucleotide messenger RNA. Its product is annotated as F-box only protein 47-like. Gene Ontology annotation, molecular function: protein binding. The record is from RefSeq and is a predicted model, not a curated record. The transcript has 10 exons. The coding region runs from base 1 to 1326 and encodes 441 amino acids. Lineage: Eukaryota; Metazoa; Chordata; Actinopteri; Toxotidae.